UCCUAUUCAGCAUGGCAUGUUUUUCCGUUACUUCUGAGUCUGAAGAAACUCAGCGCAACGCGUAGAGACCGCCAGGACUCACCUCUGUUAGAGGAGGAGGCAUGUGCAGUAGGCAGUAACGUUAGUUUGUUGUCGACACUGACAACAGCGUCUGCAGGCUGGUGAUUCCACUACUUGUAUUGGCGCUGCUGCUGUGCCUGGCCUGGUGUGCGCCGCAAGUAGGUACUGCAGUUGCAGUUGUGUCCGAAUCAGGAGUGCACAAUAGACUGGUGGCGAGUGGCAGUACUGGUCGUUGCACCCGUAUCGGUCAAAACACGACGUGUGCUGCGUGCCGCACACGCUGAUUCAAGUAAUCAGUAUUCAGGUUCCGCGGAUUUUUCUCCUUGCUGUUACGUGUGCGCGUGGUGGGGCUAGCGACUGACGUUGCUGGCAGAAGCCUUUGCUGGAGCAAGCUGUAGUGUAGGGUAGCGUUUCACUCAAGUCCUUGGAGCAUUUUCACCGCAUCAAAAGAGGUCCUUUUCUCCCGAGUGCUGUAUAUGAUCUAACCACUCACCACUCGACAUUCAUCCUGAACGCGAGCGCAGCCGUUCAGUUCCCUCUAAAACUGACUGGUUUUCUGAUAAAAUAAUUCGUCACUGCGGCGCGGGUGGUGCGCGGAGCUCGUGGAGAAGCAACAUGGCGCUUCUACAGCUGUCCGCAAAGUUUGUCGACUAUCCCGCAGGUGAGCACGCCGUUGCGCAGAAGCGUUCGUACUGUCUGUGAUUGAGUGGCUGUGAGCUGCUGCUGUAAUGGACCGCGUGGUCUCUCCUGCGCAAAACAGCUCGGCUAGUUGCUCCAGCUCGGACUCGCCGUCCGCUGCCGGAGCCACAGCGGCACGUAAACAGCCAGCCACCGUCAUGGACAACCCGGGUAAGCUGGCAGUGCCUGCGCUAGCGGCCAUGAGCCCUGCUGACCAGGAAGUGUUGGCCGCUACGGUCAAAGAUGCGCUGGGGCAGUACCAACAGCUGCAACUACAGACUCUGAAAGAAAUGGUCAAGUUGGUGGUGGCGCUACACCAACUUCUCGAUGGCAGUAAACAACAGAAAAUCAGCUCGCAAGUACUGACGGUAUUUUCGGACCUGAUAGAAUGGCGGACGAAAGGAGAUGCCAAGCUGUCCAGCACUGUCCAAACGGCCUUGUACCGCUUGAAAUUGGUGAAUGUGGACAUGCAACGGGCGAAGCAAUCUCCGCGCACCAGUACGCCUUCAUCGGACAGCGACCGAUCAACCGGAGCAGCGCUGGAUGAGGAAGGCAGUUCUGGUGCUGGCAUGAACGCCUCCCUACCGCCUACUCUGCAGCGUUCUGUGGACGAAGCAGCUGAUCUGGCCACCAACACCAUCUUUCAGUGUGUGGAGGAUGUGGUGCGCAGCAGCAGGAAAGUAGGGGACAGUCUUCUGCCGUUCUCUCAUAGCGACGUCAUGAGUCAGCUGGCCGGCGUAUUCGCUAACUAUGACAAAUGGCUCGGCGUUUCACACGAUUUCAAACAACUACGAUCGGGUUCGGCUCACCUAACUCGAGGUGAGCUGCAUGCUCUACACAUACCGCCGGAUAUCAAGAACGAUGCAUGGAGGCAGUCUAUGGGGCGUUUUGAAGUUUUAGUCAAGGAGUACAAGAAACACUUGAACAUCGUGCUCGGGUCCGCGUUGCCGGUCACUGUCCCAGCGCAUUUUGCAUCCCUGCCGAAAGGCAUUGAGGAUAUUCUGAAGGCGCAUCACUGUCGAGAAUUUGAGGCACGUCAUCUGGCUGCUGGUGCCAAGCUGAUGGCGAGCCGCUGUGAUUCACAAGACGGCGAGGCUGCAGACUGGGUAUGCUAUCCCAUUAUCAUUCAAGGGAAGCUUGAACCAUCCUGGCAACCAGGAACAAAGCUUCGCAUGGGAUUGAAUCUACGCAGGGAGUCCAUCAUGGAGCUUGUCCAGGACAUGCUGCCGCCAACAUCGCCACGCUGCAAGAGUCCUGAAGCUGGAGCCGGGUCACCUUCGCUCGUCGCCCGUGACUCGCGCGCUCAGCUCACGGAGCAGAUCCUGGUGGCUUCCCGGCCGGACUUGGCGUACACCAAUGCGCGCAUUGCAGCCCUACUGGUCUUUGGCAGGGCGAACGUGGUCACGGCUCUGCUGUGUCCAGUAUCACCAUCAGUGGUCACCAAGGAGGGCAUCUAUCUGCACGUCAAAGUACCGUUCCUCCUAACCUUGGUGGAAGAUCGACCAGUGAUCUGUGGUGUAAGCGACUCCAGCUUCCAGAAACCGGAGAUUGCUACCUUGAUUGCUGAACACGUCACAACAUUCACCUCUGGCAAAAUCGGCGGGCCAAAGGUGAACUUCGUCAUGCGGGACUCGAAAGAAGCGCUGCCGUAUCUGAACCAGGACCGGAAGACGCUAAAGUCGAAGAUCGAAACCCUGGCGGAGUCGGUACGGCGGCGGACCUCCAGCUUUAGCGGUAAAAACUCCGAGCACCGCCGGUCAAAGUUCUACCGCGAUGUUGACGAGGAAGGCCGUGUUCUCACGAACGGUGACAGCGCCCUGGACACGGAGGCGGUGGACACUGCUGCCGACGUCAAGGCUGCUGCUGCCCGUGAUUCCACCACCACUGCCGCCGCCACCGCUCAGCAAACGCCGGGGGAGCAGCCGGAGAACGACGUGGCGAGCUGGCUCCAGUCGCCUCCUGAACGGCAUGAAGGCAGCUCCUCUAGAAUAGUCCCACUACCUGUUCAGCAGCCACCGUCCGAUGAUGGCAGAGUGGCUGCUGCUAUGGCCGCUGCCGCCCGGCUCAGCAUGCACAGUAAUUAUCCGUACGGGGUGCUGGGUGGUGACAACCCGCAACCCGACUUUAGAGACGAAAAGUACGGUCAGAUCGCCCUGGACUGCUUGAUGCUAAGGGACGCUGCCGCCAACGACCACGACCGGCGAGUGCCACUGCUGCCUUCACAGCAGCAGCAGGCGCCAUUGGCGGCAGUCCUCGAUAUCUUGAUGGACGACGAGAUGCCGUCGGCUACGCGCUUGACCAGCUACAGCGAAAGCGGCGUUGACGCGCAGAAGGAAUGGGAGAUUGCCACCCGUGACGGCACCGUCAACCAGCCCACCGUGCGGCGCGGCGACGAGAGACGACGGGCGCGAUCCGACGAUAAGUUCUCGAUGGAAAACGAACUGAGGUACGGGCAGGCAUACCCGCCCUCCUAUUACACUGGGGGUGAGAAGGACGACGCAACGCACCGAUAUAAUCAGGUCACCGCGCCAUCGUCACUCAGCAGCAGCGCAAGCAAUCACAGUAUUGGUGCGGAUGAAAAUGACGGCGCAGACACAGCGCGCGCUGCUCCCGCUGUUGCUGUUGCUGGUGCUGAUACGUCCUCCAGCGGAGUUGAACCAGACAGGACAGCGGUCACCGGGACUGACGCUGAGGUCAUGUUUAGUGCAACAAGCAAUGGCAGCACAGGACAUGGCCAGGGCUCCGGGGACUCGUCUAGUCCCGGUCUGCUGUCCUCUAAUCACACUGCUGCUGCUGCCAGUGGCACUGGCAGUGCCACUGACUUCGACCAGUCUUCAUUGCAGAAAUGGUGCAGCUCGGGACAGACAUCGAGCACGGAUUCAUCUCCGAGCAAAGUUGCUGGUACCGCUCAAUCUCAGUCGGCAGAACAUCAUUAUCGCCAUCAGCAGCAGCAGCAGCAAUAUUUUCCGCUCACAGCAGGAGUGGACCAGAGUGAGAUCCGGCCAACGUCGGCACUGCCCAGUGAUCAAAACGGGCCAUUUGACAGCUCCUACCAGCAGCAGCAGCAGCAGGAUACCACCAUGGUUGUCACGGCCACAGGUGGUGACGGCAGCAGUUCAGUGGUUGCUAGCCACACAACCGGACUCAGUACGUCCGCGUCCGUGUUUACACCACCCGCUGACGGCAGUGACAAUGCUGGCAUAACGAUAGCGGCAGCCGUAGCGAGGGUGCCGAGUAGUGCCAGUAGCACAGGAUCCAGAACGAGUUCGUCCAGGCUGAGUGACAUGGCUGGCUUGACGGACAAGUCCGGUGAAUUGCACAUGUACGACUUCUUGCCGCAGGGUCUUUUCGAAAAGAAUAAUUCACAUCAACUGAAGAGAACGUCUAGUUCGAGCAGCAUGCACUCCAGUGGCAGCAGUGCGAGUGGUGAGAAGGCGUACGCGGACCAGAUGGAGAAGCGCAACAAUCCUCUGGCCCGUGCUCUGACACACCAGCAAGAUCACCACCAGCAGCAGCAGCAACAGCAGCAGACCCGGCAGCAACAACAUGAGUCACAGCAGCAACAGCUACACAACCAGCAGCAGCAGCAGCAGAUGGAUGCCAGUCAACAACAGGCAAAUGCAGCGAAGAACUCCACAUGGCCGAUGUACAAGGAAAAGGAAGGUGCUUUAUGGCCCAAGGGGCUCGGAGUUUCAGCGGCAGCUCAGUUGCAAGAGCUGCUCAGAAAGCGCCUAUUCAGGUUUACGGCCUGGAAGGUCGCUAUGCACAUGCACUGUACUCCGCUGCGGCCAGCAAGAAUGUCUUGAAGGAGGUCGAAGACGAUUUGAAGAGAUUGGAUGUGAAGCGUGGCAGUAUCUUCACCGAGUACUUGAUUAACCCAGCUGAACAUCGUACUUUGAAGCUCCGCAUUAUUGAUGAUGCAUUGAAGGAUGCCAAGUGCAACGAGGUCACACGAGGAUUCUUCA
Messenger RNA from Sycon ciliatum, 4703 nucleotides. RefSeq lists its product as uncharacterized. Bases 789 to 4544 code for a protein of 1251 amino acids. NCBI's taxonomy places the organism in Eukaryota, Metazoa, Porifera, Calcarea, Leucosolenida, Sycettidae. The transcript is spliced from 18 exons. The record is from RefSeq and is a predicted model, not a curated record.